Limanda limanda (common dab) is the source of this 3449-nucleotide messenger RNA. RefSeq names its product transient receptor potential cation channel, subfamily V, member 4 (gene trpv4). The record is from RefSeq and is a predicted model, not a curated record. Gene Ontology annotation, molecular function: protein binding; calcium channel activity. Lineage: Eukaryota; Metazoa; Chordata; Actinopteri; Pleuronectiformes; Pleuronectidae. The transcript is spliced from 17 exons. The coding region runs from base 250 to 2853 and encodes 867 amino acids. Gene Ontology annotation, cellular component: cilium; membrane. Gene Ontology annotation, biological process: actin filament organization; calcium ion import across plasma membrane; osmosensory signaling pathway.
GGACACAUGGAGCAGAGGGAACCUGCUGCAGCUCAAUGAAGAUUUUCCAGGCUGGAGACACAUUGAUCUUGUAGAGAAGAGAGAGGAACUCAGUCUGAGGCGUUUUCAAACUAUGGAGCAAACUGCGACCCUGAUAAUCUGAGAGAAUAGAGAGAAUAGAUUCAACUGAUCACAUCAAGGGUGUCCACAUGCUUCAGCAUCAUUUCCAGUUUCCCCUGAAGAGGAAUUUGGCACAUCACUGUAAAAGGCAUGAAUGAGGGUCGCUCUGCUCUCUUCAGAAGGUGCCACCUUGUCUUGUCCAAGUCUGACAGCCUCACCUCUGCUCCUGCCAAAGCUGUUCUCUCUGUGGACGCAGGCGAUGGCGAGGCCGCCCAGCCUGAGGCCGAUGCUGCUUUUCCCCUCUCUGACCUCUCGCACUUGUUUGAGAGCGAAGAUGCCCCCCCAUCGACUCAGGACACGAGCCAGGAUUCAGCCGCUGGAGCGCUGGAGGUGGUUCAGCCCGGCCAGCCUAUGGACAGCAGACCGAACCUGCGGAUGAAGUUCCAGGGGGCUUUCAAAAAGGGCAUUUCCAACCCCAUGGACCUGCUGGAGUCCACCAUAUAUGAGUCUAAUGUGGUUCAGGGACCCAAGAAAGCCCCCAUGGACUCGCUCUUUGACUACGGCACCUACAGCCACAUGAGCAACCAAAAGAAACGCAGGAAGAAGCUUCCAAGAGGUAAAACGGAGACGUCCUGUGAUGAAGGUCAAACAGAUCCACCAAAGGUCCUGAAGACAUUCACCCGCUCCCUGCUGUUUGACGCUGUGUCCCGUGGAGACCCCGGGGCCCUCGAAGGCCUGUUAGAGUUCCUGCAGAGUCAUGACAAGAGGUUAACUGAUGAGGAUUUCAGAGAGCCAUCAACAGGUAAGACCUGUCUGCCUAAAGCUCUGUUGAACCUUUACGCCGGUCAGAACGACACCAUCCCACUGCUGGUCGACAUCGCAGAGAAGACUGGAAACCUCAGGGAGUUCAUCAACUCACCCUUCAGGGAUCUUUACUACAGAGGACAAACAGCGCUCCACAUUGCCAUAGAGCGACGCUGUAAACAGUAUGUUGAGCUGCUGGUGGAGAAUGGGGCCGACGUUCAUGCCCAGGCCAGAGGUCGCUUCUUUCAGCCGAAAGAUGAAGGGGGCUACUUCUACUUUGGUGAGCUGCCUCUUUCGCUGGCUGCAUGCACUAACCAGCCUGACAUAGUGCACUACCUGACUGAGAACCCACACAAGAAAGCUGACCUGCGGCGCCAGGACUCCCGCGGCAACACGGUGCUGCACGCCCUGGUGCACAUCGGAGACAACACCAAGGACAACACACGUUUCCUCACCAAGAUGUACGACCUGCUGCUGAUCAAGAGCGCUAAGCUCUACCCAGAAUGCAGCCUGGAGACGGUGCUCAACAGCGAUGGCAUGUCACCUCUCAUGAUGGCGGCCAAACUGGGCAAGAUAGGGGUUUUUCAGCACAUUAUCCGACGAGAGAUCAAAGAUGAAGAAGUUCGUCACCUUUCUCGAAAGUUUAAGGACUGGGCGUACGGUCCGGUGUACUCAUCUCUCUACGAUCUAUCAUCGCUGGAUACAUGUGGGGAGGAGCCAUCUGUGCUGGAAAUCCUCGUCUACAACAGUCGCAACGAGAACCGUCAUGAGAUGUUGGCAGUGGAGCCAAUCAACGAGCUGCUCCGGGCCAAAUGGCAGAAGUUUGGUGCAGUCACCUUUUACAUCAGUGUGGUUUCCUACCUCAUCACCAUGAUCAUCUUCACACUCGUGGCGUAUUACCACCCAACACAGGAAGAGCCUCCGUACCCGUACAAAACCUCUUCUGACUACGUGCGGAUGGCGGGGGAGGUCGUCACCUUGGCAUCAGGAAUCUUCUUCUUUCUCACCAAUAUUAAAGACGUCUUCAUGAAGAAGUGUCCUGGGGUGAAGUCUUUAUUAAUUGAUGGAUCCUUUCAGCUGCUGUAUUUCAUCUAUUCGGUGCUGAUUGUAGUCACAGCUGCUCUCUACCUGUCGGGCAUUAAGGCCUAUGUGGCUGUGAUGGUGUUUGCACUUGUCCUCGGCUGGAUGAACACCCUUUACUUCACCAGAGGCCUGAAGCUCACUGGCACCUACAGUAUAAUGAUACAGAAGAUUCUUUUCAAAGACCUUUUCAGGUUCCUGUUGGUGUAUGUGCUCUUCAUGAUUGGAUAUGCAUCAGCCCUGGUGACCCUGCUGACCAUGUGUCCUCCACCAGGAUCUGAGUGUGACGGGGACUGCCCCACCUACCCAAAGUGCAGGGACCCCGACACGUUCAGCAACUUCCUGCUGGACCUUUUCAAGCUGACAAUUGGGAUGGGAGAACUGGACAUGAUCAGCAGUGCACAGUAUCCCGCUGUCUUCCUCAUCCUGCUGGUUACUUACAUCAUCCUCACGUUUGUGCUGCUGCUCAACAUGUUGAUCGCUUUAAUGGGGGAGACGGUGGGGCAGGUGUCCAAGGAAAGCAAGAACAUCUGGAAGCUUCAGUGGGCAACGACCAUCUUGGACAUCGAGCGCUCAUUCCCAGUCUGCCUGCGCAGGUCUUUUCGAGCCGGGGAGAUGGUGACUGUGGGGAAGAACUGGGACGGCACACCUGACCGACGCUGGUGCUUCAGAGUGGACGAGGUUCGCUGGUGUCACUGGAAUCAAAACCUGGCGAUAAUCAGCGAGGACCCAGGCCAAGUCAACGUGCAGCAGCAGGGCGUUGGAGUCUUGAGGAGAGAUCGCUGGUCCACAGUAGUCCCACGAGUGGUGGAGUUAAAUAAGGGUCGUGAGGCAGUGGUGGAGAUGGAGCCUCUGACACGCAGGCGCUGACACCGCCAGAGGACUAGUACUGUCCUUCUUCUAAAGAGACAGGAGAGCCAUCAGCGUCAGUGACAUGACUCUGCUGGGGACACUUUGCCAAUAAGUGUUUCUAAUUUGCACAAAUCUCACGUGCCUUUUGUUCACACAGAGUAUAGUAGAUAUUACAGUGAGACGGUCAGUAUUGGACAGAGGACUGAGAGCACAGAGACACUGGAUUUACAAUGUCCUAAAAAUAACUCAAGUAUGAUCUAAAGAACACUAGAGAAAUUAAUUUGUCAAUAUCAAUAAGUAUCACAAUGAAUGUCACAUUAUUAGUUCUCUUGAGAAUAAGGAAAAUUUGGCAUUAAUGACACAGUGAGCUGUUAAAUAUAAUUUUUUUAUUCAAAAAGAAACAUGAAAGGGUAAAUGUACUGUAUAUCCACAUGUAAGACAUCAAAACCUGAACACUCAGGGAUUUAAGAGUUACAAUAUGUCACCAUUUCCAGUCAUUAUAUUGUUAUAGAAAAUUAUAUCAAAGGUUUUAUAGAAGCAUGAACUAUCAUUUCUGCUUCAGUGUAUAUUAGCAGUGUAACUAAAAGCUUUGAACCAUUUACACAUAAUAAAAU